UCAACAUUGCCCCGCGACUAUCACCACGAGGACCGACCUCUGACUCGAGCCGCGGUUUGUGGACACUUUACUCGCUCAGCAACAUGAAGGUUGUCGGAUCUACCUGCGCCCUGAAGAGCAAGGUGAGCGGCGAGGACGUGGUGCGCUGCCUGUCCGAGCAGAGCCUGAGCAUCUCCAAGUGCAAGAUCCCGCUGCUGGACGAGCAGAUGAGCGCCUUCCUGCACGACAUGAACAGCUGCUACAGCAAGCUCAAGGAGCUGGUGCCCACGCUGCCCACCAACAAGAAAGCCAGCAAGGUGGAGAUCCUGCAGCACGUCAUCGACUACAUCUGGGACCUGCAGGUGGAGCUGGACGCGCCGGAGAAGAGCCGUCCCAUCAGCGUGCAGCGGACGCCGCUGACCGCUCUGAACGCCGAGUUGGCCGGCAUCACCGUGGAGAACGGAUGCUCGGACGACAGGAUCAUGUGUCGCUAAGGCUCCGGCAGCGUCUCCAUCCCCUCCCUGGUGUCGCAUCAGGACCGGCUCCUUCAACUGAGAAGGGACGUUCGAAACUCCCAGAGCUGGAACGGCGUGGACGCCCGCCGCCCUCCAUUGAUCCGAGGGCUCCGAAAAAAUAGAGGUCCGGACGGUUCCAGAUGACUGGACCUCCGGGGGACAGAGGACCAAGACAGUGCGACCAACGUGUUUGUAGAGUUUCCAAACGAGAAUCCUGUUACGCUCUUGUACCUUUUUUUUCCACGUUUCCAAGAAGAUUUUUUGUAAAAGUUGAAACAUUUCUCAGAUUCCUGAGUGACAACAUGUAUUGUAUAUUACAAUGUAAUGUGAAGAUAUUGUUUUCUUACAAUGUACUUUAUUGGUGUUUUUAUUAAAACAAGACAAUGACUUUUUUAUAAA
Molecule: messenger RNA, 893 nt
Organism: Synchiropus splendidus (mandarinfish)
Lineage: Eukaryota; Metazoa; Chordata; Actinopteri; Syngnathiformes; Callionymidae
Gene: id1
Product: inhibitor of DNA binding 1, HLH protein
Exons: 2
Coding region: 84-473 (129 amino acids)
Biological process (GO): negative regulation of transcription by RNA polymerase II; cell differentiation; circadian regulation of gene expression
Cellular component (GO): nucleus; cytoplasm
Molecular function (GO): transcription regulator activity; protein dimerization activity
Source: RefSeq, a predicted model, not a curated record